Molecule: messenger RNA, 2071 nt
Organism: Acinonyx jubatus (cheetah)
Lineage: Eukaryota; Metazoa; Chordata; Mammalia; Carnivora; Felidae
Product: UPF0538 protein C2orf76-like
Exons: 2
Coding region: 649-1161 (170 amino acids)
Source: RefSeq, a predicted model, not a curated record
UAGAGUCCCCUAAGAAGAGGAUAGAGAGGGGGAACUUAAAAAACAUUUGAAGAAAAAGUAGCUAAAAUAUAUCCAAAUUCAGUGAAAAUUACAAGCAUGUAAAUCCAAAAGUUCAAAGAACCUUAGGUACAAGAAAGAUGAAGGAAACUAUACCAAGUCAUUUAUUAAUCAAAUUGCUUAAAACCAGUAAUAAAAUCUCAAAAUCGCUUAGAAAAUAUAUUCCUUAUGUUCAGAAAAACAAAGGCAUAGAUGACAGAUUUCUCACUAGAAACAAUAGAAGAAAAAAAUAGAGGUGCAACAUCUUUAAAGUAUUGAAAGAAAAAAAAUAUCAGUCUAGAAUUACUUUACCAUCAAAAAUAUUCUUCAAAUAGAAGAAUAUUGGAGGUGUCUGGGUGGCUCAGUUAGUUAAGCGUCAGAGUCUCAGUUUCACCUCAGGUCAUGAUCUUGUGGUUUUGUGAGUUUGAGCCCCGUGUCGGUCUCUGUGCUGAAGGUGCGGAUCCUGCUUGGGAUUCUCUCUCUUCUCCCUCUCUCUCUGCUCUUCCCCUGCUCAUGCUGUCUCUGUCUCUCUCUAAAUAAAUAAAUAAACUUAAAAAAAAAAAAAGAAUAUUGGGAUACCAAUUUUGACUAAUCACAGGCUUCACUUGCUGAAUGUCCAGUAAAACCAAAUGGGCAAAAUAUAUUAGCAGAGUUUUCCUUGUUUUUGUAUGUGAGAGAUUCCCUAGGGAGCCUACAUGUGAAAAAAAUUUUGGAUCAAAAGAAUUUCUUCACAUGAUUUCUGGAGAGGUGACCAUUAUCGUUUGCCUCAUUCAUUCAUUUGAGCAUUAUAAUUACAAACCUGUAGUAUAUCAUGGAAUUAAUUUGGACCAAACUGUAGAGAAAUUUAUACCACCCAGUCCCCCUGUUGUAUUUCUAAAGCAAGAGGUCUCUUUAAGGGCCAGUCUGACACCACCAUUCAUUAAUUAUACGUAUGACAAACUGAAGGUAAUUCAUCAAGCUCAUAAAUCAAACGCAAAUAAACUUGUGUUGAAUUUGGAAACUGGGAGACCCCUGGUGAAAGAAGGUAGCAUUCUGGAAGCUGCUAGAAUCAGCAAUGAAACUGAAAUUGCAUCCUUCCAUGAAGAGGAUUAUGAGAACUGCAAAGCUAAUCCCAUUUCAUCCUAGUGAAAACCUCACGGGGCUUCCUUUUUUGUGUGCCUGUAUUAAAUUCUUUUAUUCCACUAGUGAGGUUUUUGAAAUUAACAAACUUAAAAAUUUUUUUAAAAGACUUGUUUUGGAAAAUUACAUUUUCUUCAUGCAUACACAAGUUGCAAUGAUUCUUACUUAACACAGAGACCUGCAGUGCAAGACGUGUUAAGAGAAGUCCUUCACGUAGAUGUAAAUUAUAUCAUAUAGAAACCUUGAUCUACACACAGAAAGGGAAAACAACAGAAACUAACUACACGGGUAAAUAUAAGAACUUUCCUUUUUUACUUUGAACAAUUUUCUUGAAAAUAUAAUUAACUCUUUAAAAAAAUUUUUUUUGACAUUUAUUUAUUUUUGAGAGACAGAGAGAGACAGAGCAUGAGCAGGGGAGGGGCAGAGAGAAAGGGAGACACAGAAUCUGAAGCAGGCUCCGGGCUCUGAGCUGUCAGCACAGAGCCCGACGCGGGGCUUGAACCCACGAACCGUGAGAUCAUGACCUGAGCCAAAGUCAGAUGCUUAACCGACUGAGCCACCCAGGCACCCCUAAAAAAUAUAAUUAACUCUUAAAUAAGAAGUGAUAAUGUGUUGGAAUUAUAACAUUCAUAAAUAAAAUGUAUGAAAGAAAAGCAUAAAACCUUGUGGAAGAGAAUUAGAACUUCUCCUUUAAAUAAAUUUUGUAAAGAAAUUCUGUAAUUUUCUUAUAAAAGAAUUGAUAAAGUAUCAUCUAAAAGCAAACUGUGAUAAAUUUUUAAAGAGUAUGAUAUAUACCCUAAAGUAACAACUAAAAUAGCAUAACAAGAAUUUGUAGCUGUUAAACCAAAAAGGAGAUAAAAUGAAAUAAUAAAAAAAUGCUCAUUUAGUCUCAAGGCAGAAAAAGAGGAAAAGGCAA